Molecule: messenger RNA, 189 nt
Organism: Clunio marinus
Lineage: Eukaryota; Metazoa; Arthropoda; Insecta; Diptera; Chironomidae
Source: the annotation of a GenBank genome assembly
AUGAAAAUUACGUCGUCUUACGUGUUCUGGCAAAAGUUCAUGAACGUUCACAAUCCCGUUUGUUAUUGUUUACCAAAUUGUAGUCGGGAAAAAAGAUCAAGCAUGAAGAGAAGAAAACAUUUGAAUAAGCAAAAUAACUUGAAAAUGCUAACUGGCGAAGACGACACGAGGACGUUAAUUUCACCUUGA